Molecule: messenger RNA, 2771 nt
Organism: Strongylocentrotus purpuratus (purple sea urchin)
Lineage: Eukaryota; Metazoa; Echinodermata; Echinoidea; Camarodonta; Strongylocentrotidae
Product: formin-like protein 14
Exons: 3
Coding region: 99-2489 (796 amino acids)
Biological process (GO): visual perception
Cellular component (GO): membrane
Source: RefSeq, a predicted model, not a curated record
CGUUGUUUUAGCAAAUUGACCCUCUUAUAAUAUAUGAUUAUUAACGUAAAUUAAACAAAAAACACCUCUAAGAAUGUAUUCUGCGCGUCAUUAGCGGUAUGGUUUUGGCAGUCGGCUUGACCGAAGGAGGACGGCAGACCAUCGCCAUACUCCUCGUCAUCUUGCACGUCAUUAGUGUCUUUGUUGGGGCAGGUCUCGGCACUGUGGGCUUCUUUCUUCGCUACAGUCUCCAGUCCAAGGUCAGUCUCGUCGAUGGAUACGAUGGCAAUGUCCUCCCCAUCGUCCUCAUGGUUGUCGGCAGCCUCACCGCCGUGGUCAACCUCGUCGGCAGCAAGGUUGCGUUUGUCGUCACCAAUCCCGUGAACAGAAAACGACUGCGAACUCUCCUGGUGGUUAACCUCGUGCUUCUCCUUGUCGUUCUCUUGGCCUUGCUGACAGCGGGAAGCAUGUGCUUUGCUCACCGACAUCAUCUUUCAAGGUCGUUCCACCACGGUCUCAUCAAGGCGAUGGGAAAAUACCAAGAAGACUACAAACUGAAAUACGACAUUGACAUGCUUCAGAUACAGAAUGAAUGUUGCGGUAAUAAUGGCUAUGAAGACUGGUUGGAUGUCCAGUGGAUUAACAACAAUUUCUUGGAUCUCUCCAACAACAAAAUCCAGAGUAAGAUGACAACUGGCAAAUAUUUGACCGAUGAUGUCCCCUUCUCGUGCUGUCGACCGACAUCGCCACGCCCAUGUAUCCACCACCAAGUCCAGGACAAUGACAUCCACUACAACUACGACUACCGCACCGACCUAACCCUUCAUACCAUAGGAUGUAAGAAGAAGCUCAUGGAGUACUUCGGCUCGCAAUUCACCAAGCUCGGCGCAGCGGCGUUCGGCUUGUUGGGAGUACAGGUAAUAGCUCUUCUGCUUGCCCGAUACCUGCAGACCUCGAUAGUUGGUGCCAUAGCUGAAGGAGACCCGGAGGCUUCCGCACCCGGUUCCCUCUGUCCUGGAGGAGACGGACCUUCCCCUUCAAAAGGAGACAGGGACGGUGGCACCAAACUUAAAAUAGGUGGUGGAAUGGUUGGGGAUGUGCCCUUUGGAAAAGGCAGAAGUGGCCCUAGUGGGUCCAUGGACGAUUUCGAGGACCAUGAUUUGGAUGCCGAAGAAGGGUAUGAUACCUUGCUGGAUGAUUCGACGUUUGAUGAGGAUUUUGAUGAGCCUGUCAACGCGAAUACCUCUAUUCCGACGAAAGGCUACAAUCCCUACGAGAACGAUGAUCGGUAUGGGAGUGAGCUAGUCUACAAAGACGUGAAACAGUACGAAAGCGAGUCGCCCUACGAGGAGCCGAUUCGCCAUGAGGAAGAGCCUCUGUAUGAGAAUAUCCCAGCAUAUCCACCCGCAUCAAUGGAAGAUCUUUAUGAAACUAUUCCAGCGUAUGCACCUCCAGCAAUAGAAGACCUUUAUGAAAAUAUUGCAGCAUAUGCAGCGCCAGUAAUGGAAAACCUUUAUGAAAAUAUCCCAGCGUAUGCACAUGGGAUUAUGGAGGAUCUUUACCAAGAAGCUACCGAUGCGCCGUUGCCGCCCAUGCUCCCUAGUGGUCCUCCACCGCAGAAGCCCAAAGGAGCUCCUCCACCGCAGAAGCCCAAAGGAGCUCCUCCACCGCAGAAGCCCAAAGGUGCUCCUCCACCGCGCCCAACAACAAGUCCACCGAAAAAACCAGGCGGACCGCCGCCCAGUAAAACGAGUACUCCGAAGAAAAAACCACCUCCAAGGCCAAGUCAACCGCCAUCUCGGCCAUCUCCUGGUGGGAAAGCGAAGUCCGGCAAAAAUGGUCCUCCCAGACCUGACAAACCUCCAUCAAAGAAAAGCGGAGGAAGUCAACCCAAGACUAGCACACCUAAAAAGUCAGCGCCGAAACAGAGCCCCAAGGCCGAUAAGAAAAAUGCAAAAUCCUCCCCCAAACGAAGCGGCAGUGCCAGUCCGAGCAAGUCAGGCGGUGUGAAGAAAACAAGUGCUAAGACAAAGUCAGCAAAACCUGCAUCGACGACAAAAUCUCCAAAGUCCAAGACAAGUUCUAAAUCCAAAUCUGCGAAGCGAAGUCCAAGUAAGAGUCCAAAGAGGAGCCCGACGAAAAGCCCCAAAUCAACUCCAAAAACCAAAAGCGCCCCCAAAUGGAAGAAGGGCCCUCCACCGAAGGGUGGGAAGGUCAAAUCACGUGGUGGAAAGGGAGGCGCCAAACGAGGAGGUGCCAAAAGAGGAGGUGCCAAAAGAGGAGGUGCCAAGAAGCCCAAGAAACGGUCUAAGAAUAGAAACAACAACAUUAUUGGAUUAAGUGAGAGCGAGAGGGAGUCCUCGAAUAGCAGCAGUCUAGACAACGAAGAGACCGACUCGUCAUCAUUGUCAUCAUCAUUGGAUAGCAGCUCAUUGGAUCUGGAGGCUGGGUCAAUUUCGGGAGAGUCCGAAGAAUGGGAUGUAUCAUCAGAUACACCGCUAUUAAGAUGAUGAACUUAACCAUUAUGGUUAUCGUUUACUUUACUCAUGUUGCUCAUUCCUUGUAAACAAGUCAUCCACAAAAUCAAAAUGGCGACAAGUGAAAGGAAACGUCUCAUAUACGUUUACCCCAUCGCUCUCCGAUGUGUAAAGACUAAAGAGAAGGGGAAGAAGGAAGAUCAGGGGAGGUGUGGUUCAAGUUUGAAUGGGGGUAAGAGAUGUCGGAUCAUUGUGGUCAAGAUUUCUGAAGGGGAGGGGGGGGGAAGCAAAAUUUGCAGUCAAGACUCCCACUUC